CGUCGAGUGGUUUGAAUGGGAACGGGAAGUCAUCGCACAGUUAGCUAGUUGAGUAGCCAGGAAGAAACUUACCCACGUCGUUAUAAAACAUUUAGGCAGCUGAGUGACGAUACUCCGAAUUGCAUUUUAUUUAUUUAUUUACCGGCUGAUGACAUGAUGUUUUAAAUCUGACCGACAUUACGGCCAUGGCGUUGUAAUAAGCAUCUGUCCGAAGAGGCAGGAAUCAGUCUGAUGAGGGGGCACCUACAGCUGGCAGGAUGCAGCAGAAAAGGAACAUCCAGAUCAUCGAGUGGGAGGACCUCGACAAAAGGAAGUUCUACUCUUUUGGGGUGUUCAUGACGAUGACCAUCCGGGCCACCGUCUACCCGGCCACACUCAUCCGCACUCUGCUGCAGGUGCAGAGGGGCAAAUCACUCUACAGCGGCACCUUUGAUGCCUUCUUCAAGAUUCUGCGGGCGGAGGGCAUUCAAGGCCUGUAUCGUGGCUUUAUGGUCAACACCUUCACGCUCAUCUCAGGCCAGGCUUACAUAACCACCUACGAGCUGGUGAGGAAGUACGUCUCCCAGUAUUCUGAUGACAAUACAGUCAAGUCACUGGUGGCGGGCGGAUCGGCCUCCCUGGUUGCUCAGAGCAUCACUGUUCCUAUAGAUGUUGUUUCUCAGCAGCUGAUGAUGCAGGGCCAAGGGGGGCACCUCACCCGCUUUCGGCUCAAUUUCAACACAGAGACUGAAAAGUCCAAAAAAGUGUUCGGCCAAACCAGGAACAUUAUGGCUCAGAUUUUUGCUGCUGAUGGUUUCCGGGGCUUCUACAGGGGAUACGUGGCUUCUUUACUCACUUAUAUCCCGAACAGUGCUGUCUGGUGGCCUUUCUAUCAUUUUUAUGCAGAGCAACUCUCUAAAAUGGCUCCCAGUGACUGCCCUCACCUGAUUCUACAAGCCAUGGCUGGACCUCUAGCUGCUGCUACUGCCUCAACUGUCACCAACCCAAUGGAUGUUGUCAGAGCCAGAGUACAGGUUGAAGGGAGGACUUCAGUCAUUGAGACGUUCAGGCAGCUGAUCAAAGAGGAGGGAUUUUGGGGAUUGACCAAAGGACUGUCGGCACGCAUCAUUUCAUCCGCACCCACUGCCAUCGUCAUGGUGGUCGGCUAUGAGACGCUAAAAAAACUGAGUUUGCGACCAGAGCUGGUGGACUCCAGACACUGGUAGAAGAUAAUUGGACAGAUGAAGUAUGGACCAUGUACCAUUUUAACCCUCAGAUUAGACUUUCUGUGAAGGCACUGGAUGAAUGCAAGGUUUGUUUUAAACAACAACCUGGGGAAUAUAAUGGAAUGAGGCCAAUUUAAAUACACAACAGCUGUGUAUCAGACAUUGAACUUAUGUGUUCAUACCAACAUAUUUCUUGCAGAUUAAGUAUCUGGCCAUUAACAUUCACACUAGAGCCAGGUUCACAGUCUGUUUGCUGCUUAACAGGGUUUUGUUUUUAGUGCAAUUGAAUGUGGUGGUGUUUUAAUACUGGAAGAUGCAGACACAUUGAUGCAACCUUAUAGGAUUAUUUUUUUUAUUAUUUGGUCAACAAAGGAAAUGUUAAUGUAUCAACACAGCUGUACAAUCAUGUUCAGGCAUCCUUUCAGUGGAGAAAGGGGAAUUGAUUGUUGACACAUAAAAACCUGGUUUUCAUUUAUAACUCAUAGUGAUGCAUUCACAGCAGCAGUAAACAAUUCUUUCCCAAGUGUUCUUUUCUUUGCGCUCACCAAACUGGCUUCUAUGUCAGUUUCUGCAGUUCCUUUACGCCUUUUUAAGUUGCUGCCGUCAUAGUGUGACAGUCUGCUUUCUGUUUUUAAUUGCUUAAUGUGCGUGAGAAGCCUCUGUGUUGUAGGUGCAUUUCAUGUAGUCCGCUGCACAAACAUGGUCAAAACACAAAUUCCAUGCAAAACGGAAUACAUAGAGUACAAUAUAUUUGUCAACAUUUUUGUAACAUGCUAGUAUGUCCGGCAUCAUAGAAAAUAUUGCCGUGAUCAAGCUGGUUAAUAACUGGCAGAUUUUGUGUACUGGUGGUAACUACUAGAAGGCAUUUUCUAUAGAUUUCCAUUGUGCUGAGCUGCCAGUUGAAACCUGUGAAGCAAGAAGCAGAAAUAAUGCUGUUUCCCUAUUGUGACAGUAAAUGUGCAAUAAUGUAAAUGUUUUAUCCUUUUUAGCACAAGAUGUGAUUGUUUAUUACUUAUACGUUGUGUGAAAAACAUGUCUUUAAAGGAAUUAUACCUAAUUUAUUUUCUUGAAUGAUUUGUGAUUAUGACCACAAAAGUGUCCAAAGUUGUUUUUUCUGUUUAAGAUGAAGAUUGUGGCUCAUUCAGUUUGUUGCUUUUGUAACUUUUUUCCCCACAUGGCUUUUUAGUAAAGAUGAUUCAUGACAAAAGUAUAAGAUCAGAUGUGGUCAGUUUGUUGAACUGAUCAUAUAGUAUAUAGAUAUGAUGUGAUAUAUAGAAUGGUAAUUGGCUGUUUUAGUUUGACCGAAGGCAUAUUCCUAAAUCUGAGAAUUUAUUAAAAUGAAGCCAUAUGGUCCCACAGUGCCAAGACAAGUUGUAAACAUAUAAUGGAUACCUAAUGAACUCUGGUAUACCUUGUAGAUGUUCAUGCGGUGACGCGCUUCUUCUUUUCAAAGCAUGUUUUACUGAAUUCCGCUCACCUUGUGGGAGAGAAGGGAAACGAUGCAGGCUUCUGUAAUAAGAUUGACUACAGUCUGGAAUUUAAUCAUACAUUUUUAAUUUCUUUGCACAACUUUCAGUAACUCUAAAAGUAUGAUUAUGUUGUCGGUGAAAAUCAGAACUCAACUGUCAUGUACAGAAUACACUUCACAUCUCGUGUUGUCUCAGUGUGUCUUGUUUCAUCUGUUUGGUCAAUAAAACUUCACAGCUGCUUAACAUCA
Micropterus salmoides (largemouth bass) is the source of this 2922-nucleotide messenger RNA. RefSeq names its product solute carrier family 25 member 44-like. The transcript has 4 exons. Gene Ontology annotation, biological process: branched-chain amino acid catabolic process; transmembrane transport. The record is from RefSeq and is a predicted model, not a curated record. Gene Ontology annotation, cellular component: mitochondrion. NCBI's taxonomy places the organism in Eukaryota, Metazoa, Chordata, Actinopteri, Centrarchiformes, Centrarchidae. Gene Ontology annotation, molecular function: branched-chain amino acid transmembrane transporter activity. The coding region runs from base 258 to 1205 and encodes 315 amino acids.